Salvia miltiorrhiza (redroot sage) is the source of this 1269-nucleotide messenger RNA. RefSeq lists its product as uncharacterized. NCBI's taxonomy places the organism in Eukaryota, Viridiplantae, Streptophyta, Magnoliopsida, Lamiales, Lamiaceae. The record is from RefSeq and is a predicted model, not a curated record. The coding region runs from base 1 to 1269 and encodes 422 amino acids. The transcript has 3 exons. Gene Ontology annotation, molecular function: nucleic acid binding.
AUGGCUAAAGAAAGGCCAAAGUUCCAAGAUGAUCAAAGAAACAAAGUUGCCCAGUGGCUGUUAGAGCAUAGCAGUGAAGGCAACCUUCGCCAUGGAGCAAAAAAAGAGGCGGCACUUCACUUCAAAGUAAACUUGAAGACCAUUUGGAGGAUUUGGAGCCAAGUCUCCAAUCAAAGAGCAUUCGGUGUACCUGUCCAGGUUAAAUCAAUUAGAAAAGGAUGUAUACACAAGGAUAAGAUGCUCAUUGAUGGUGAAAAAGUCAAAAAACUUUCAGUUUUAGAAAGAAGUACACUGAGAUGCAUGUCGACUCACCUAGGAGUGUCUAAAUCUUUGCUUCAUCAAUGGGUGAAGGAGAAAAAACUGAAACCACAUACAAAUGCCAUAAAACCCUUCCUUACCACACAAAACAAGCUAUGUAGGCUGAGGUGGAGCCUUAAACAGCUCAGUGGGGUAAGUGAGGAUGGUUUUUAUACCAUUCCAAAAUACUACCUCCUGCCCGAUGAGGAAGAACCACAUAGGACAUGCAAAUCAAAAAGGCAUAUUGAAAAAAUCAUGUUUAUGUGUGCUGCUGCGAGGCCUAUCAUUGAUGAAGAUGGCACAGUCAUAUUCGAUGGAAAGUUAGGCAUUUAUCCUUUCAUAACCACAGAGCCAGCACAAAGGAACUCGAAAAACAGAGUGAAAGGUACGCUGGAAGUUAAGGCAAUUGCAGCAAUCACUAAGCCCAUCAUUAGAGACUGCCUUAUAAAACAGGAUGCACAUGGAUACUGCUGCAGGUGGCUCUCUACUUCAGAAAAGAUCCAAGCAAAUGAUCCAGAGUUUCAAGCGGUUGCAAAUACUAAUGGAUUUAAAUUCCAAUUAGUAUGCCAGCCAGCUAAUUCACCGGAUACAAAUGUCAACGACCUCUGGUUUUUCAGAGCUAUUCAGAGCCUAAAAGAUCAAAAACUAGCCAAGAAUGUCGAGGAGUUACUAGAGAAUGUGAAAGCUGCGUACGAGGAAUACCCACCAGAGAAGCUCAACAAUGUUUUCCUAACCUUACAAGGCUGCUAUCAAGAGAUAAUCAAGUGUAAGGGUGGGAACAACUACAAGAUUCCGCAUAUGAAUAAAGAAAGACUGUCCAGGCAGGGGAUGUUACCACGAUGUAUUCAAGUUGAAGAAUCACUUGUCAAGGAAGGUCUAGAGUUCCUACAGAUGGAAUCAAGUGAAGAAGGCGAAAUUUUAAGGCUUGAAGAUGUCAUAGAAGGGCUAAAUGAAGUGUUACUUAUAGACUAG